UUCAAGGCAGAUAAAGCUCACAAUCACGAAAUAAUGAACCGGCUUUUCGGUAGGAGCAGGAUCCAGGCGCCUCCCAGCCUCUCGGAGUGUAUAUCAAAUGUUGAUGGGCGCGCAGAGGUGAUCGAGAAGAAGAUCGCUAGGAUCGACUCCGAGCUCAUCAAGUAUAAAGAGCAGAUGAAGAAGAUGAGAGAAGGACCUGCCAAGGAUGCAGUAAAACAGAAGGCAAUGAGAGUGCUCAAGCAGAAGAGACUGUACGAGGGCCAAAGAGAUCAGCUUGCACAGCAGUCCUUUAACAUGGAACAGGCCAACUACACUAUUCAGUCUUUAAAGGACACCAAGACAACUAUUGAGGCUAUGAAGAUUGGAGCUAAAGAAAUGAAAAAGGCCUAUAAACAAGUGAAGAUGGAUCAAAUUGAGGAUCUACAAGACCAGCUUGAGGACAUGAUGGAGGAAGCAGAUGAAGUGCAGGAAGCUCUGAGUCGCAGCUAUGGUACACCAGAUAUUGAUGAAGAUGAACUAGAAGCAGAGUUGGAUGCACUUGGAGAUGAGUUACUGCUGGAUGAUGACAGCUCCUAUUUGGACGAAGCUUCGUCUGCACCCUCCAUACCAGAAGGAAUGCCCACCGACAGCAAAACCAUUAAGGAUGGUGUCCUGGUUGAUGAGUUUGGAUUACCUAAAAUUCCAGCCACAUAG
Messenger RNA from Trichomycterus rosablanca, 693 nucleotides. RefSeq names its product charged multivesicular body protein 5a (gene chmp5a). Gene Ontology annotation, biological process: vesicle budding from membrane; late endosome to vacuole transport via multivesicular body sorting pathway. Bases 34 to 693 code for a protein of 219 amino acids. The transcript has 9 exons. Lineage: Eukaryota; Metazoa; Chordata; Actinopteri; Siluriformes; Trichomycteridae. The record is from RefSeq and is a predicted model, not a curated record. Gene Ontology annotation, cellular component: multivesicular body.